Molecule: messenger RNA, 5013 nt
Organism: Colletotrichum destructivum
Lineage: Eukaryota; Fungi; Ascomycota; Sordariomycetes; Glomerellales; Glomerellaceae
Product: Putative AAA+ ATPase domain, CDR ABC transporter, ABC-2 type transporter, transmembrane
Exons: 4
Coding region: 262-4788 (1508 amino acids)
Biological process (GO): transmembrane transport
Cellular component (GO): membrane
Molecular function (GO): ATP hydrolysis activity; ATP binding; ABC-type transporter activity
Source: RefSeq, a predicted model, not a curated record
ACAUGGGACGUUUCAGAGCUUCAACCAUUGUCUCUUAAAACCGUCUCUUGUUUAAUUCACGGAUCUUGGAGACAGGGAUAUCAUUGUUCUUCUACUUAUUAUUCUUCUCUCCUGCCUCUGACCGAGUUUGUUGGCACGGUUGCUCCGACAAACUGAGCGAAGAACUGGUUGGUGCUGAUCGGAUAGCAAGACUUACUUGCAACCGCUCCAUCAGCCAGCCGUCCCUGAUAUUCUCGUCACACAUUCUCAUCGCCCGACGACAUGUCUGUGCCGUUCAACGCAGACGCGACAUCUCGCGGCACCGGCCCUGGUCGAUCUCCUUCUGGUAGCCAAAAGACUUUUGUGGACCACGACGCCAUUUUUACCCAGAACGAAGAAGCGCUACCGACUUCGAAGGCCAUGGACGGUAACUCUGUGUAUGGCAAAGAUGCCGAUGCUUUCGCAUCGACGUCCGAUGAAGAUGGAAACGACACCGAGCUGGAGCGCCGCCAGUCUAUCGUACAGGAACUAGCUCGAGAGUACACCCGACACUCCGCCGUCAAUGUCGACGGGGACAACAUGGCUUUGUUCGGCAGCGACGACCCCGACUCGCCCCUCAACCCCAACGGAAAGAAAUUCAGCGCCCGGAAGUGGGCCAAGACCCUCGCCAACAUCACGAACGAGCACGGAUCUGGAUACAGAACAGCCGGCUUCACGUACCAGAACCUGAACGUCUUCGGAUACGGCAAGGAGACGGACUACCAGAAGGAUAUUGCGAACGUGUGGCUUGAGAUCCCUGGUCUCGCCCGCAAACUUACCUCGAAAACCGGAGGCCAGCGCCGCAUCGACAUUCUCCGGGACUUCAACGGUGUGGUCGAAGCAGGAGAGAUGCUCGUCGUCCUUGGGCCUCCUGGAUCUGGCUGCUCUACCUUCCUCAAGACGAUUGCGGGCGAGAUGAACGGUAUCUACACCGAUGACCGUGCCUACUUUAACUACCAGGGCCUCUCUGCAAAGGAACUACACAAGCACCACGCGGGAGACGCCAUUUACACCGCCGAAGUGGACGUCCACUACCCUCAGCUUUCCGUGGGAGACACCCUCACGUUUGCUUCCAGGGCUCGUUGUCCUCGAGUCCUUCCUCCCGGCAUCUCCUCUAGCCAGUACUGUGACCACCUCCGCGACGUUGUCAUGGCCAUGUACGGCAUCAGCCAUACGGUCAAUACACGUGUGGGCAACGAGUACAUCCGCGGUGUGUCCGGAGGAGAACGCAAGCGCGUGACCAUUGCCGAGGCAACGUUGUCGAACGCUCCUUUGCAGUGCUGGGAUAACUCAACCAGAGGUCUUGACUCGGCCAAUGCCGUCGAGUUCUGCAAGACUCUGCGUUUGCAGUCGGAACUGUUCGGCCAGACCUGUGCCGUCUCGAUUUACCAGGCGCCCCAGAGCGCGUAUGAUCUGUUCGAUAAGGUACUCGUUCUGUAUGAGGGACGACAGAUCUUCUUCGGUCGCACAACGGAAGCGAGGCAGUACUUUAUCAAUCUCGGAUUCGAAUGCCCGCCCCGCCAGACAACACCCGACUUCCUCACCUCGAUGACGGCACCAUCCGAACGUGUCGUUCGCCCUGGAUGGGAGUCCCGCGUCCCCAGAACCCCUGACGACUUUGCUGCUUGCUGGAACGCCAGCCAGGAAAACCAGGCCUUGAAGGAGCAAAUUGAGCAAUACAAAGCCGCCCACCCCCUCGAUGGACCGGACGCCGAGGUCUUUAGGAACCAGAAGCAGUCGGUGCAGGCAAAGAACCAACGCCUCAAGUCCCCCUUCAUUCUCUCCUACGGCCAGCAAGUCAAGCUGUGCCUUUGGCGUGGCUUCAAGCUCCUCAAGGGCGAUCCCAGUCUGACGUUGUUUUCGCUCAUCGCCAACUCGUGUACGGCUCUGAUCAUGUCGUCUUUGUUCUACAAUCUUCCGGAAACCACCUCUUCUUUCUACAGUCGGUCUGCGGUCCUCUUCGUCGCCAUCCUCGCCAACGCUUUCUCCAGCGCCCUCGAGAUUCUCACCCAGUACUCCCAGAGACCCAUUGUCGAGAAGCAGAGACGCUAUGCAUUCUAUCACGCAUCGGCCGAAGCUUUCUCCUCUGUGUUGGUGGACAUGCCAUACAAGAUCGCAAACACCAUCUGUUACGACUUGAUCCUCUACUUUAUGACCAACCUGAACAGACAGCCUGGCAACUUCUUCUUCUUCCUGCUAACUACCUUCCUAAUGGUUCUCGCCAUGUCAGGAGUAUUCAGAUCAAUCGCCUCGUUGUCUCGCUCGUUGUCGCAGGCCAUGGUACCCGCUUCCAUUUUGAUUCUCGCCCUGGUUAUCUUCACUGGUUUCGUCAUCCCCGUUGACUACAUGCUGGGUUGGUGCCGGUGGAUCAACUAUCUCGAUCCCGUUGCUUAUGGUUUCGAAGCGCUCAUGGUGAACGAGUUCCACAACCGCGAAUUCGAGUGCGGCGCCUUCGUUCCCAGCCCUGGACUCGCCGGCUAUGAGAACAUCAGCUUGGACAACAGAGCCUGUUCCACGGUCGGCGCUGUUCCCGGCAGGUCUACUGUCAGCGGAGACGCGUACAUCAACUCCCAGUACAAGUACUUCAACUCUCACAAGUGGCGCAACAUCGGCAUCCUCAUCGCCUUCACCAUCGCCCUCCACACUGUCUACUUCUUGGCCACAGAAUACAUCUCGGCCAAGAAGUCCAAGGGAGAGGUCCUCGUCUUCCGCAGAGGCGUUUCCGCUCCUUCCAAAGUCAAGGACGACCCUGAAGCUUCUGUGUCCGGGCCCGCCGCCAUUGUUGAAAAGGGCGGCCAGGGCGCUUCAGCCAACGAGGGUGCGAUUCAAGGCUCCACAAGCGUUUUCCACUGGGGCAAGGUGUGCUAUGAGGUCAAGAUCAAGACGGAGACCAGAAGGAUCCUGGACGAGGUGGAUGGUUGGGUGAAGCCGGGCACAUUGACAGCCCUGAUGGGCGUUUCUGGCGCCGGAAAGACGACUUUGCUCGACUGCCUCGCAGACCGUGUCUCCAUGGGCGUGAUCACCGGAGAAAUGCUCGUUGACGGCAAGAUACGCGACGAAUCCUUCCAGCGCAAAACCGGCUAUGUCCAGCAGCAGGAUCUUCACCUUGAGACGAGUACUGUUCGAGAGGCGUUGGAGUUUAGCGCACUGCUGCGCCAACCCGCCACCACGCCCAAGGCAGAAAAGCUCGCAUAUGUGGACGAAGUCAUCAAGCUUUUGGACAUGCAGGAAUACGCCGACGCCGUUGUAGGUGUGCUUGGUGAGGGCCUGAACGUUGAGCAGCGAAAGCGUCUCACGAUUGGUGUCGAACUGGCUGCGAAGCCGCCCCUGCUGCUCUUCGUCGACGAACCUACCUCCGGCUUGGAUUCCCAAACGUCAUGGGCCAUCCUGGACCUGCUUGAAAAGCUCUCAAAGGCAGGCCAGUCGAUCUUGUGCACCAUCCACCAACCGUCUGCCAUGCUGUUCCAACGCUUCGACCGCCUAUUGUUCCUGGCCAAGGGUGGCAGAACCGUGUACUUUGGCGAUAUUGGCGAAAACUCUCACACCCUCACCUCCUAUUUCGAACGGAACGGUGCCCCCAAGUGUCCUCCUGGUGAGAACCCGGCCGAAUGGAUGCUCAGCGCGAUUGGUGCGGCGCCCGGUUCGACGACCGAGGUUGACUGGCACCAGGCGUGGAAGUCGAGCCCCGAGUACCAAGCCGUCCAGGACGAGCUCCAGCGGCUCAAGUCCCAGGGCACCGCCAACGAGAAGAUCUCGGCCGAGGACAAGGAGCUGGCACAUCGCGAGUUCGCCGCUCCUCUUUGGGAUCAGUUCCUCAUCGUUACCCGCCGUGUCUUCCAGCAAUACUGGCGCACGCCCUCGUACCUCUACUCCAAGUUCAUCCUUUGUUGUUCCGUCGCCCUAUUCAUCGGUCUCGUCUUCCUCAACGCCCCCCUCAGUAUCCAGGGCUUGCAGAAUCAGAUGUUUGCCAUCUUCAACAUCCUGACCAUCUUCGGCCAACUGGUGCAGCAGCAGAUGCCGCACUUCGUCACUCAACGCUCUCUCUACGAAGUUCGCGAACGUCCCUCCAAGACGUACAGCUGGAAGGUGUUCAUGCUGUCGCAAAUCGUCACCGAGAUCCCUUGGAACUCCCUCAUGUCGUUGUUCAUGUUCAUCUGCGUCUACUACCCCGUCGGUCUGUACGAGAACGGCGACCCCAGCCAGAAGAGCGAGCGCGCCGGCUUGAUGUGGCUUCUGUUCUGGCAGUUCCUUGUCUUCACGUGUACUUUUGCCCACGCCUGCAUCGCCAUUACGGACACCGCCGAGGCGGGCGGCAACCUGGCCAACGUCCUGUUUAUGAUGUGUCUGCUGUUCUGCGGUGUCUUGGCCAGCCCCGAGACCAUGCCAGGCUUCUGGAUCUUCAUGUAUAGGGUGUCGCCAUUCACGUACCUCGUAUCGGCAAUCUUGUCGACAGGUCUGGCCAAUUCACAGGUGACGUGCUCCUCGAACGAGUACAUCCACUUCAAUCCGCCGGCCAACGAGACAUGCGAAGACUACAUGAGCAACUACAUCGGUGCCAUGGGAGGUUAUCUCGAGGACCCCACCGCCCGGACCGACUGCAGCUUCUGCUCCAUCGAAAAUACAAACGCCUUCCUCACCUCCAUUAGCUCCAACUUUGACAACAGGUGGCGCGAUUUCGGCAUCGGCAUGGUGUACAUUAUCGUUAACAUUUUUGCCGCUCUGGGUCUUUACUGGUUGCUGCGCAUGCCCAAGGGCAGGAAGAAGGCUUAAAGGGGCUCCCCAAAGAGCACCACUUUGCUUUGGAGCCGAGUUUCGGCAGAGCAAAACCCUGUCUCGAGACACUUUUCUUUCACUAAUCAGAUUAUUUAAACAAUCUUAUUACAUAGGGGAUAAUGGGCAUCAUAGAGUUUUGUUGUUUUUGCAAGGUUGGGGAUUCAUAUAAGUAGAGCUCUCGCAAUACCUUUUUGGAGUGUCAAAUCAACCAGUCAGAUGCAU